AGUUCACAUUCUAAUCAAGGAUAUUCAGAGAUUGAAAAACGUAUUCUCAUGGUUAAGUGUUUCUCUGUUCUACUUUCCCUCCAUGCUGGAUUAUCUAGUAAGAAACAUAAUGACAAAAUAGGAGUAAAGUGUAGUUGUUGAUUUUCUCUGAAGAGAGCUCUGCACUACCAAGUUAUGACAUGGUGAUUGGGAUCUUGUCGGCAAGAGGCAAUAAUGAACCCCGUCAAGCACUCAGAGAAACAUGGGUUGGAUAUGUCCUAAACCACCCGGUCUUACAGAAAAGGGUGUUAAUCAAAUUCAUUGUUGGUGAUAAGCCAUGUCACAUACCACCUCAGGACAGACUGGACCAGUACUCUUGUGAGCCUGAUACCUUAGUUGACCCAGUGCUUGAUCAAGAUAUCAUAGCGUACAGGGUCCCUAAGGGUGCUGUUGGAUUCCACAUUUACCAAGGACCACUGGGAAUGGACUUUAGAGUGAAUUUGCCCAUUGUUGUUACCCAGCUUGGAGUAUUUGACAGCAAUUCAGAUGGAUUUAGAGGUGGCUUAACAGCUCAUCUUUAUGACAGGAUAUCACAAAAAGAAGUCUUGAGUGUUAACUUCACCCCAGAAGACCCUGGAGAGUUAGUCGGGGGCAGCAGAUUCAAGGCAGUCGAUCACUUUGUCCUGCCCAAGGGGUUUGAAGGUUCCAUUGUUGCAGAAAACUUCAGUUCAUCUGAUCCAAGCAGUAACAAUCCCAUGAUGCAUGGUGGCCUGGACAAUGGUGGAGGCCUGAUUUCUUUUCACAGAAUUAGUCGAUAUGGCGUUGAACAGGGGGUGUUUCCUGGGCACGAGGAGAGAGUCUUUGAAGAGAACAACCAGUAUGGUGCUGGAACGUUUUUAUAUCGUGCUUACGUCGCAGAUGGUGACUUCUCAAAAGAAAAGUUAGAGGAAAGAAGGAAACAUGCGAAAGAGAGAAAGGAAAUGUGGCGCGGAGUACUGUUACGAGAAGAACAAGAACUACAGCGUGAGCUGCGGGCACAUGAUGACAUACUGAUGGUGGAUGUUGUUGAUGUUUACCGCAAUCUUCCCAAAAAACUGCUCAAAUUUUACAACUGGAUUGUAAUGAAUAUGCAGUUUAACUUUACUCUGAAGACAGACGAUGACUGUUUCGUUGAUGUGGAAGCAAUCAUCAAGGAACUCAGUGACAUGAAACUACGUGGAAAGGAACGUAUCUGGUGGAGCAGGUUUCGUGCUGAUUGGCCGGUGGAGCGCGUGGGAAAAUGGCGGGAACUUGACUACACGGCUCCAGUGUACCCGACGUUCGCUUGUGGCGCAGGAAAUGUUCUGUCCGCUGACCUUGUGAAAUGGCUGGCGCUAAAUGCAGUUCACCUUAAACAAUAUCAGGGUGAAGACGUGUCGGUAGGCAUCUGGCUUUCAGCGGUGGGACCUAACUUUGUCAAAGAUUACCGUUGGUCUUGUGGACGCGAGUGUGAUACCGGAACCUUUACCUCUCCAGAAAACGAUCCCGAGGAGCUAAGAGAGAUGUGGACUGAUCUGCAGACGUGUGGAGACCCUUGCGGUUGUUCUUAGUGCAUCAUUUGGAUUCCUGACUUGAGAACUACAAGCAUGAGUAAAGUCUAUCGAACAACAAGACAACAGCACCUUUAGAGUCGAUUCUAUGAAGAAGUUGUUUCCAAAUGGACGUAUGAAAGUGAAGAAUGAUCAUCGCAGCAAAUUUUCCAAUUUAAGCAAUUGGAAAGAAGA
Messenger RNA from Orbicella faveolata, 1742 nucleotides. RefSeq names its product UDP-GalNAc:beta-1,3-N-acetylgalactosaminyltransferase 2-like. NCBI's taxonomy places the organism in Eukaryota, Metazoa, Cnidaria, Anthozoa, Scleractinia, Merulinidae. The record is from RefSeq and is a predicted model, not a curated record. Gene Ontology annotation, molecular function: hexosyltransferase activity; UDP-glycosyltransferase activity. Gene Ontology annotation, biological process: protein O-linked glycosylation. Gene Ontology annotation, cellular component: Golgi membrane.